Messenger RNA from Lactuca sativa (garden lettuce), 2056 nucleotides. Its product is annotated as indole-3-acetic acid-amido synthetase GH3.6. Gene Ontology annotation, molecular function: indole-3-acetic acid amido synthetase activity. Lineage: Eukaryota; Viridiplantae; Streptophyta; Magnoliopsida; Asterales; Asteraceae. The record is from RefSeq and is a predicted model, not a curated record. Gene Ontology annotation, cellular component: cytoplasm.
UAUAACUCCCCUUCCCCUCCCCUCUCCUCCCUGUAACUCCUCUACCUUCCACCACCACAACUACCACCAUCUACCGCCAUGCCUGAAGCUCCGAAAAUCCCACAUGGAAACUCCAUGGACGAUUACACUCUUACAGAAAAGAACAAAAAAACUCUUGAGUUCAUCGAAGAUGUCACCUCAAACCCCGACCAAGUCCAGCAACGAGUCCUUUCAGAAAUCCUCACACAAAAUGCCAACGUCGAAUACCUCAACCGCCAUGGUUUUUCCGGUCAGACUGACCGUGAUACCUUCAAGAAACUUAUACCUGUCAUCACCUACGAAGACCUCCAGCCUGAUAUCACCCGCAUCGCCAAUGGCGACAAGACCCCAAUUCUCUCCUCUCACCCCAUUUCUGAAUUCUUAACAAGCUCUGGAACAUCUGGAGGAGAGAGAAAAUUGAUGCCCACCAUUGAAGACGAGCUUGAUAGAAGGUCAUUACUCUACAGUCUUCUGAUGCCUGUGAUGAACCAGUUUGUCCCCGGUUUAGAUAAAGGCAAAGGGAUGUAUUUCUUGUUUAUCAAAUCAGAAGCCAAGACUCCAGGUGGGCUUGUAGCCCGACCCGUUUUAACCAGUUACUACAAAAGUUCCCAUUUCAAACAAAGACCUUACGACCCUUACACAAACUACACCAGCCCUAAUGAAACCAUUCUUUGCUCUGAUUCCUACCAAAGCAUGUAUUCCCAGAUGCUUUGCGGACUUUGUCUUCACAACGAAGUUCUUCGGGUCGGGGCAGUUUUUGCUUCCGGGUUCAUCCGGGCAAUAAGAUUCUUGGAAAAAAAUUGGACCUUUUUGUGUCAUGAUAUCAAAACUGGAACCUUGAACCCCACCAUUACUGACCCUUCCGUUCGUGAAGCUGUGAUGAGGGUCUUGAAACCCGACCCCAAAUUAUCCGACUUUAUCGAGUUUGAAUGCUCCAAGAAAUCAUGGCAGGGGAUCAUAACGAGGCUAUGGCCGAACACCAAGUAUAUUGAUGUCAUAGUUACAGGAACUAUGUCACAAUACAUACCCACUCUUGAUUACUAUGGCAAUGGUCUCCCUCUUGUUUGCACAAUGUAUGCUUCAUCGGAAUGUUAUUUCGGUGUCAACCUCAACCCUCUUUGUAAACCUAGUGAAGUGUCCUACACCCUUAUUCCGACCAUGGCUUAUUUCGAGUUCCUUCCUGUUCAUCGUAACAAUGGAGUCACUAGUUCAAUCUCGAUGCCAAAAUCACUCAACGAGAAAGAACAACAAGAAUUGGUCGAUCUUUCGGACGUGAAGCUCGGUCAGGAAUACGAGCUUGUGGUUACCACUUACGCUGGUCUUUAUAGGUAUAGAGUUGGUGAUGUGUUGAGAGUUGCAGGAUUCAAGAACAAAUCCCCUCAGUUUAACUUUAUAUGCCGGAAGAACGUGGCGUUGAGCAUUGACUCCGACAAAACCGAUGAAGUCGAACUACACAAAGCAGUUGAAAACGCAGUGACCCAUUUGAUGCCGUUUGACGUGACCUUGACUGAGUACACAAGCUACGCAGACACAACGACCAUCCCAGGCCAUUACGUCAUCUUCUGGGAACUUAGCGUGAACAACGAGGCGACUCCAGUUCCACCAUCCGUCUUUGAAGACUGCUGUCUCGCCAUUGAAGAGUCGCUCAACAGUGUGUACAGACAGGGGAGGGCUUCGGAUAAAUCCAUCGGACCACUGGAGAUUAAGAUCGUGGAAAAUGGGACGUUUGAUAAGCUGAUGGACUACGCAAUCAGUUUAGGUGCUUCGAUCAACCAGUACAAGACCCCACGGUGUGUCAAGUUUGCACCAAUCAUCGAGCUGUUGAGCUCGAGGGUGGCGUCUAGUUACUUUAGCCCCAAGUGCCCGAAGUGGGUUCCGGGACACAAGCAGUGGGGGAACGUGUGUUAGUGUAGAGAAAUGAAUGUUAGCCAUGAGUCAUGUUACUUUGGUCGUUUGUUGUUGGAUUAGGCAAUGUACAUUAGAAAACAGUUUGAAGCUUCAUUGAAACUUCAUGAACUCCAUUGACUUUUCAUCUCAA